Cordyceps militaris CM01 is the source of this 432-nucleotide messenger RNA. Its product is annotated as polymerase (RNA) II (DNA directed) polypeptide D. The record is from RefSeq and is a predicted model, not a curated record. Gene Ontology annotation, cellular component: RNA polymerase II, core complex; P-body. Lineage: Eukaryota; Fungi; Ascomycota; Sordariomycetes; Hypocreales; Cordycipitaceae. Gene Ontology annotation, molecular function: nucleotide binding; translation initiation factor binding. Bases 1 to 432 code for a protein of 143 amino acids. Gene Ontology annotation, biological process: nuclear-transcribed mRNA catabolic process, deadenylation-dependent decay; mRNA export from nucleus in response to heat stress; positive regulation of translational initiation. The transcript has 3 exons.
AUGUCGGCCAACAAGACGUCACGGCCCAAGCCGCCGCCUCCCGGCACCGAGGAAGCCUCCACGAUACUGAACCUCGGCGAGUUCCAAAACGUCGACACACUCACGCUGUCGGAAGCCUCGCUGGUGCUGAAUGCGCUGGUCGCGAAGCGUCGCAACGACCGCAAAAACGUCAACGAGACUGAGAUGCUGAGCCAGACCCUCAGCUACCUCGAUCACUUUGCGCGGUUCACGCAAAAGGAAAACGUCGAGGCCGUCGAGCGGCUGCUCAGCACGCACAAGGACCUGGCCAAGUUUGAGCGCGCACAGCUGGGAUCGCUGUGCUGCGAAAGCGCCGACGAGGCCAAGACGCUGAUCCCCUCGCUGACGGAAAAGAUCAAGGACGAGGACCUGCAGGAGCUCCUCGAAGAGAUUUCGAAGCUGCAAAACAGGUAA